AUGUUCCACUUGUCAUAAAUGGAUUAAAUAUUCUUAAAAUCUUUGGCAGAUGUUGUAAGAACAUCAAGGACUACAUCCCAAUAUGACAAGCUAACAUUUACCACUUAAACAAUAGCCGAUAUUAAAAACGAAAUAUAAAGUAGAUAGGAAUCAGUGAGAUAUUAAGCAUUGUUAAAAUUGUUCUUUCUAGCUAUGGAGGGGAAUAACAUUAGAUGGGCAGAAUUUCAAAUCAUAAAUUUGAUGGGCUGUGCAGAUUUCUAAUUAAAAUUAGGUGCUUAAUUAGCAGCGCAUUUAGUAAUUGAUAGCCAAAGCCAAGGUCUCAUUAUGGUUACAAAUGUAUUUUAAAAGGAAUUUAAAAAUGGUCAUGUUGAAUGCUCUGCUACUUUAAGUUGUUUGGGAACUAUAGCAAAUAAAGAUUUAUCAGAUUCCUUAUUAACACAUGUUUUAAAACUUACUACUAAUACUAAGCCAUUAAUAAGAAAGAAGGCAAUAGCAGUGUUAUCUAAAAUAUUUACGAUAAAUCCAUUGAAUAUUCCUGGCAACUUAGAGAUGGUCAUAUAACAAUUAUAAAAAGAAUCAAAUAUUUCAGUCUUGGCAUGUGGGAUUAGUUUAUUUUGUUCAGUAAUGAAGGUUGCCCCAAAGCUCUAUCCUUUAUUUUUAUCAAUUGUUUACGAUUAAAUUUCUAAGUAAAAAUCAAAUUGGUUGUUAAUAAAACUUGUUAGAAUUUCAAAUAAAUUGAUAUCUUUAGAACCUAGGUUUUAAGGUAAGUUAAUAGAACACUACACAAGAUUGCUUAAUUAGACAAAUUCUAAAUCUUUGUAAUACGAACUAGUUUAUUCAAUAAUGAAGUAUUUUAAAAAUCAUUCACAACUUUAUGAAAGUGCAGGAGAUAUUUUAAAAUAAUUUUUAAAUCAUCAAGAUCCUAAUUUGAGAUGUUUGGGAUUGGAAUGCUUAACACAUAUUUCAUCAUCAGCUGGUCUAAUGGAGUUUUAAGAACAGAUUCUAGAGAGUUUUAAAAAAAGUGAUUACUUUUCAAAACUAUAAAUUUUAUAGUUGUUCAAAGAUUUUACAAAUCAACAGAAUUUUCAAACAGUUAUUGAAUUCUUUUUAAAAUAUUCAGAUUUGGAAAGCAAUCAUAAAAUUAUUGAAUCAUUAAUUUUCAUAAUAAUGAAAGAUAAAUUUAUUAAUGUCGAUGACCCUGAGAAAUUAUUACUUGUGUAUAUUCCAGUUAUUGCUUAAAAAAUAGACACUAUUGACAAUGCUAUUAGAUUUAAAGAAUUGCUUUUUGAAUUGUUAACAAGAGUUCCUGGAUUAAAAGUUUACUCAGAUUAACUGUGCAAUCAAAUACUUUAAACAUAUGCAAUCUAAUCAGAUACCUUGCAAGGACCUACUUUGAAUAUUGUUUAGAGACAUACUUAAUUAAAAUACUCCUUAAAUCAUAGAGAAAUAAUUUUUAAAUCUUUAAUUAUGAUAGUGGGAGAAUCAGUUAAAUUAUUGAAAUUAGAUGCCCUUACAAAUAUAAUUAAAUUCUUAGAAUAAUUGAAUAUAUUGAAUUGUUAUGAAUCAUCCUUGUCCGAUAUAGAUUCAUUACUAUUUAAGAUAUACAUCCAAAUUAUUAAAACAGAUCCAUCGAAUGAUAUCAUUCCAUAAAUUGAACAACUAAUAAAGAAUAUUUAUAAUAAAUUGCACAACAUUUCAAUUGUGAAAAUUUCAUUCUUUUAUGAAUCCUUCAUAUUGAAUAAGACAAAAGAAUAAUUACAAUAAUUAUAUAAUUUAUAUGCCGAAGAUUUACCUCCAAUUAAUUUAGAAGCAUAAAAAUUGAUUAAACCACCUGAAGGAUUGGAUAUCACUCAAUCAUUCUAAAUAGAUAUUGAAGAAAUUGAAAAGAUUAAGAAUUCAAAUAAUGAUUAACUCGAACAAAAACCAAUAAUUUAAUAAUUAGAAUAAGCAGAUUUAGUAUCAAAAGAGUAAGAAGAUCAAAACACUCAAAUAUUGAAACAGGAAGAGAAUGAAGAAGAAUUAAAACCAUUAAAUACUAAGACAGAUCCAAUUCCUAAGAAGGUAUUUACAAUCAACAGAGAUGAAGAAUUACCACCUGGUGUAAAUUAGAACGAUAUAAAUUAAUCUAAAGAAGAAGAAUGA
This is a messenger RNA of Paramecium tetraurelia, 2142 nucleotides long. RefSeq lists its product as uncharacterized. NCBI's taxonomy places the organism in Eukaryota, Ciliophora, Oligohymenophorea, Peniculida, Parameciidae. Gene Ontology annotation, biological process: protein targeting to vacuole; Golgi to vacuole transport. The record is from RefSeq and is a predicted model, not a curated record. Gene Ontology annotation, cellular component: AP-3 adaptor complex; membrane coat; endosome membrane. The transcript is spliced from 5 exons.